Molecule: messenger RNA, 1447 nt
Organism: Porites lobata
Lineage: Eukaryota; Metazoa; Cnidaria; Anthozoa; Scleractinia; Poritidae
Source: the annotation of a GenBank genome assembly
AUGGCCCUCGUUUUCAGAUUUCCAACGUAUCAUCCGACUUGGUAAGCUUCUCGAAGUUAUUUUUGUUCUCUACAAAGAGUCAAUUACGACUUUGAAUAAUUAUUUUCUGUAUAAAAUCUCAACUUUUAAUAUAACAAAAUACUCUUUCGCCUGCAUGCUUCGAUUGAUUCUUACUGAUGGUGUACUACAAUUUUUUUGGUUUUUAAAAUUCACUGUCGUCCCCAUGAUCAGGCGGGAAUAUCAUGUUUUGUAAUCUUCUGUUACUUUCUUGUUAUAUUUUAGGUUCAUUUUCCCUUUUAAGAUAUUCAGUCUUACAUGCGUACAUAAUUGAUCAAUGCAUAUAAGCAAUAGGACAGCCAUAGAGUAUCAAAAGCCUAUUCUGGAGACUCGAUCAGCAAUAAUUUCAGGCGGUUCGAAAACAUUUGCAGAUAUACACAUCGAGGCAGACAUUAAAGAUUUUUUACUUGGCAUUUUUUUUCCUGUGGAUUGGAGUUUCAGCAUUCAAAUUAUAUUAUAUAUAUGAAAUGUGAUUUGUUCAUAGUUUGAAUUAACACAUCUGUAUAUUUCUAUACGGAACAUUCACUAAAAAUAUACACUACUAGCACUGAGUAAAUCAGCUGCAAAUGCAAAAUCAAGACAUCGAUGUGUGUAUUAGACAGCUCAGUCUCAGAAAUCACGCAAAAUAACAAUUUCCUUUUGUUUCAUUUUCAGCUACAGCAGUUACUACAAUCAAGCCGUCCCAGGUUAUGGGCUUUUGCGUGACUUAUGGAGAGACAUAGCUCUCUCCUUUGGGGAUCAAGGGCGAGACAUAUGCUGUCAGCAAAGGAAACACUCCGGCCCAGUCACAAUCGCUACACUGCCACUCAACCAGUACAAACCAGAAGAAAUUUCACUGGAUGUUGAUGGAGAAAAUAUAACCUUACACGGCCAGCAUCGAUCCGAAGGAGAAGAUGGAUUUGAGAAUAGUGAGUUCAAGAAAAUCAUUAAGUUCCCGGAAGACGUAGAUCCCACAACAGUGACGUCACGUGUAUCUAAAGAUGACAGCUUUCUUGUCCUCGAAGGCAUCAAGCGUGUUGAACAGAAAACAAAAACAGACGACGACAAGUUCGUAGUAAGAUUGAAUCUGCGUGGAUUCAAACCAGAAGAAAUCAAGGUCCAUCUUCGUGGACAUGAGCUCACGGUCACAGGAAAACACAGAGCGGAAGAAGACGGUUCAUAUUUGUCACGUGAUUACAGCCGCCGCGUUUUGUUGCCUGACGACGCAGAACUCAGUUCAGUGACGUCACGUUUGUCCAAAGAAGGCUUGCUAACCAUAGAAGUGGCACGUGACCCAGCUCUGUUACCAAGUGAGAGAAACGUGGAACUUUCCAUGGAAGUUGAUCAUAAGCCACAUCCUGAAGAAAAAGAGCAACAACAACAAGGAGCAAGCGGUAACAGAGAAGAUUAG